Messenger RNA from Pimephales promelas (fathead minnow), 2893 nucleotides. It is a transcript of the gene klhl7, whose product is annotated as kelch-like family member 7. The record is from RefSeq and is a predicted model, not a curated record. Gene Ontology annotation, molecular function: protein binding. Gene Ontology annotation, cellular component: Cul3-RING ubiquitin ligase complex. Gene Ontology annotation, biological process: protein ubiquitination. Lineage: Eukaryota; Metazoa; Chordata; Actinopteri; Cypriniformes; Leuciscidae.
UUAAAUAAACGUAGUGUUUAGCCAAAAGCAAAACAAUUGAUAUAAUAAAAAUAAGAUGUAUUUAUAGGCAGAUCUAUAACCAAUAAAGCCAAUAAUUACAUUGAAAUGAUCUGUAAUCAUGUAAUAGAAACCAUAAACCAUUUCCCAAAAGAUCUAUACAUUUAUACCCAAAAUAUAAAAAUAAAACAAUAAAAUAAACGGUUGAGGUCAAACCUGAAGUGGGACUUUUAUUUUGACACGCAGUUUUUACUUCACAUCAUUUUUGUUGCUGAAAACCUACACAAACAUGAAAAUACAUCCUUAUAAAAUAAACGUUUCCCUAAACUAUUGGUGUGCUUAAAAUACUCAAACAGGCUGAAAAGAAAAUCUUCUGUUUGAAGAUUACAGUAAAAGAGCCAUAAAUAUAUAGUCCUUUUUUUUUUUUUUGUAAAUUGAAACGGACUUUUAUUGCAUCCAUUCGCAGACGGCCAUCGUCUAAUCCAGUCGCUUCCUUCACAUCAUUCCUACCUUCAAUGUUUACAUGCAGAGCUGCACGGUUUAUUAAAAAACAAAAGCUCACCGUUUAUUAAAUAAACGUUCUAGUCAUAUACACAAUAAAGCAUGCUGACCAUGGCCGCCACACCAUGCGAGAAGACAUUAGGACCCAAAAAGAAAAACGAGAAGAAGAUAGCAUCCAAAGAGGAGUACAGAUUACUGUCCAAUAUCAUGGGAGUGAUGAAUAACUUGAGGAAACAGGGAAUCCUCUGUGAUGUGGUCCUGGUUGUGGAUGGGAAACACAUACUGGCACACAGAGUCGUGCUGGCCGCCGCGAGCCACUUCUUCAACCUCAUGUUCACAUCCAGUAUGAUGGAGUCAACGAAUCACGAGGUGGAGCUCGGAGGAGCGGAGCCAGAGAUCAUCGAGCUGCUGGUGGAGUUCGUCUACACGGCACGAAUCUCAGUGAACAGUAAUAAUGUCCAGUCUCUGCUGAACGCUGCUAACCAGUACCAGAUCGAGCCGGUGAAGAAGAUGUGUGUGGAGUUCCUGAAGGAGCAGGUGGACGCCACCAAUUGUCUGGGCAUCAGCUCAUUGGCCGAGUGUCUGAACUGCCCCGAGCUGAAGGUGUCGGCCGAUGACUUCAUACACCAGCACUUCACAGAUGUGUAUAAGAUGGACGAGUUCCUGCAGCUGGACGUUACGCAGGUCACACACCUUCUCCAGCAGGACACGCUCACGGUCCGAGCCGAAGAUCAGAUUUACGACGCCGCGGUGCGCUGGCUGAAGUACGACGUGUUGAAUCGGCAGCAGUUCAUCGUAGACAUUCUGGGGAAGGUUCGGUUUCCUCUCGUCUCCAAAAACUUCCUCAGUAAAACUGUUCAAGCAGAACCGCUGAUCCAGGACAACCCCGAGUGCCUGAAGAUGGUCAUCUGUGGGAUGCGUUAUCAUCUCCUGUCUCCAGAGGACCGUGAGGAGCUCGGUGAGAGUAGUCGACCGCGCCGCAAGAAACACGACUAUCGCAUCGCUCUGUUCGGAGGCUCGCAGCCGCAGUCCUGCCGUUACUUCAACCCGAAGGACUACAGCUGGACAGACAUUCGCUGCCCCUUUGAGAAACGACGGGACGCCACAUCCGUGUUCUGGGACAAUGUGGUCUACAUCCUGGGCGGCUCGCAGCUCUUCCCCAUCAAACGCAUGGACUGCUAUAACGUGGUGAAGGACAGCUGGUACUCCAAACUCGGGCCACCGAACCCACGCGACAGUCUGGCCGCCUGCGCCUCCAAAGGGAAGAUCUACACCUCCGGAGGAUCGGAAGUGGGAAGUUCAGCUCUGAAUCUGUUCGAGUGCUACGACACGCGCACUGAGACGUGGCAGACGAAGCCCAACAUGCUGAUGCCGCGCUGCAGUCACGGGUCAGUCGAGGCCAACGGGCUCAUCUACGUCUGCGGAGGAAGUCUGGGAAACAACGUGUCCGGCAGGGUCCUCAACGACUGCGAGGUGUACGACCCCAACACCGAAGAGUGGAGGGGUCUCUGUGGGAUGCGCGAGGCUCGUAAGAAUCACGGUCUGGUGGUGGUGAACUCAAGAAUAUACGCCGUCGGCGGACAGAACACACUGGGUGGCCUGGACUCGGUGGAGUACUACGAGAUGGGCAGCAACGAGUGGAAGAUGGCGUCUCCGAUGCCGUGGAGGGGUGUGACGGUGAAGUGUGCGGCCGUGGGUUCAGUGAUCUACGUUCUGGCCGGGUUUCAGGGGGUCGGUCGUCUGGGUCACAUCAUGGAGUAUUACACGGAGACGGACAAGUGGGUCGUGUCCAGUAAAGUGCGCGCCUUCCCUGUCACCAGCUGUCUGAUCUGUCUCGUGGACACGUGCGGCGCCAACGAGGAGGACAUGAACUCAGCGUCUUCGUCCUCGUCCUCGGCCCAUGGACGGAUGUGAUGAGACAGCCGAGAUUUUAGCUGUGUUACAUAUUCAACUGAUUAGGUUUGUGUUUUUAGCGCGAAAAAUCAAACCAAUCAGGUUCAAACGUUUAUUGUUGAGAUAAGACUGAUUUUGUCUUUGCGCUCAGAUUAUUGUGAUCUUUUGAGUUGUAACUUCCAUCUUCCAGGAAGAAGGCUGAUGUUCAGAUUUCCACGUCGCAGAAGAACUUCCAUUUUUAGGAAACAGUUGUACCUUCUGCAUUUUGGCGAUUUUUUUUUCUCCUCUUUUUGGGGCUAAUAUGUGUUUUAUGUUUUAAAGAAUUGUGUUUUGAAGUGUUAAUAUUAUGUGUGAAGAAACGUGACUUUUAUUUUUUUAUUUUGUAAUAAUGCUCGUUUUAUCGUUUUGAUGUCGUAGAACUACAAGAAAACAAGCUGGUACGUUUGAAUGAAACGUUUUUACAAGAGAGAAUCUAAAUAAAAUGAUCUGUUUCUCACUGAUA